CGGCGGGAGCCGCAUCUGCACACCCGCGGCAGCCGGCAGCAGCGGGGCGUUUGCGCCUGCCGAGAGCCAUCGCCCGACGGCUGGGCGGAAUGAAAGCGAAGCCCCGCACCGAGGGUGAGAACUGCUGAAGGGAGUGCUGUCCCGCCAGGCGCAGGGCAGCGGGUCUCUGAGCACAGGCAAAGUGCGCUUUGAUCGAGGAAGGCUGCGGAGUCCCUUCUGGGCCGCGAAUUGGUCUCACUGACAGUGGAUAACAUCUCCAGAGAUUCUUUUCUGUUAGCAAUGGAGAAAUAUGAAAAGAUCAGUAAGAUUGGGGAAGGCUCCUAUGGAGUUGUUUUCAAGUGCCGGAACAAGGACACGGGGCAGAUCGUUGCUAUCAAAAAGUUCCUGGAAUCUGAGGAUGAUCCUGUUAUUAAAAAAAUUGCACUUCGAGAGAUUCGGAUGCUAAAGCAACUGAAGCAUCCCAAUUUGGUCAAUCUUCUGGAGGUCUUCCGGAGGAAACGAAAGCUUCACUUGGUCUUUGAAUAUUGUGACCACACCGUCCUUCAUGAACUGGACAAGAAUCCACGUGGGGUCCCAGAACAUCUUGUGAAAAGCAUAACUUGGCAGACUCUCCAAGCAGUGAAUUUUUGUCACAAACACAAUUGCAUACACAGAGAUGUAAAACCGGAGAACAUCCUUAUAACGAAGCAUUUUGUCAUUAAGCUCUGUGAUUUUGGAUUUGCUCGCAUCUUAACUGGGCCCAGUGACUAUUAUACAGAUUAUGUGGCUACCAGGUGGUAUCGUUCUCCUGAGCUCCUUGUGGGUGAUACCCAGUAUGGCCCUCCUGUGGAUGUCUGGGCUAUUGGCUGCGUUUUUGCUGAACUGAUUUCAGGCAUCCCUCUCUGGCCUGGAAAAUCUGAUGUGGAUCAACUUUACUUAAUCAGGAGGACGUUAGGUGACCUCAUCCCCAGGCAUCAGCAAGUCUUCAGCACAAACCAGUUCUUCAGUGGGGUGAGGAUACCCGAUCCAGAAAGCAUGGAGCCACUAGAAAUGAAAUUCCCCACUAUUUCUUAUGCUGCUCUAGCACUAAUGAAGGGCUGUCUCCAUAUGGAUCCUACUGAAAGGCUGACCUGUGAACAACUCCUUCAGCAUCCUUAUUUUGACAGCAUCCGAGAGGUAGAACUUGGGAGGGAACGUGAAAGAUCCAUUACACGGAAACCAAAUCGGCCAUCGCGAAGGCAUGUGCCUGGGCUACAGUAUCUGCCCCAAUUAACCAGCAGCAACAUUUUACCUGCUUUGGAUAACAAGAAGUACUACUGUGGAACAAGAAAACUUAACUACCGUUUCCCAAACAUCUAAAAAAGGAGAUCAUAGGCUAUCAUGUGUCUUCUUGCAUUCCUAGCCAUGAAGAGACCUUGGAAAGACAAUCACGGUAUCUAUACCAGCAUAAGUAAAGCAAACUGUGGUUCUUACUGAAAAGUGACAAACCUUGGAAAGGAAAUAUCUGCACGCAUCUGCGUGCGCACACACACAAAAGAAUAGAUCAACAAAAGUUUUGAAAUAAUUUAUCAUUCAACAGAAAAUGCUUCUAUUUGGGCCUUUGAAAAAGUGUGACUGUAUCUCUACUUAUCAAGCACUUGUAAUUUAUACUUCGUGGGACAAGAAUUCUUGUCUCUGCUGCCGCUGGAAUUGGUGGAGGGGAUCCAUACAUGCCAAAUAUAUUUCAUUCACAAAAUCCCACUGUGUCAAAGCAAGAGAGAACCCUUGUUCUUAUACUAGAUAUGUAAUUAGUAACAUUGACAGGCUGAACCUGCAGGUUAUUCGUGCAAGUGGAGAGGUGGCUUUGGAGGUUACAGACGAGAACCAGAAAUGUCUGGGUUCAAAUUUUUUUUUUUGUCGCUGUUUUCACAACAAAAUAAAUAAAAUGUAA
Python bivittatus (Burmese python) is the source of this 1909-nucleotide messenger RNA. RefSeq names its product cyclin dependent kinase like 1 (gene CDKL1). Gene Ontology annotation, cellular component: nucleus. Gene Ontology annotation, molecular function: ATP binding; protein serine/threonine kinase activity. NCBI's taxonomy places the organism in Eukaryota, Metazoa, Chordata, Lepidosauria, Squamata, Pythonidae. Gene Ontology annotation, biological process: protein phosphorylation. The record is from RefSeq and is a predicted model, not a curated record.